AUGGCACAGCAACAGAGCAUUUACACGCCUGGCCAGUUUAUGAACCCGGGUCCGGCACCACGGCCUCCUACUGACAGACCUCGAUUAAAUCUUACCCCAUCUACGGCAAACCUGCCAGGCAACAUGAUGUCCCAAAUGAACAUCAACUCACCCAUCACUCGAACGGCAACGUCUACAUAUACGGGAUCGACGGUUUCCCUCCCGCUCGCCCGGCAGCAAUCCAAUAUGGAUGGACAAGGGGGUGUUGCGGUUAUUAAGGAAGGCUGGGCUUCCGUUAAGGAGGGCAAGAAUUUCAUUAGCCCGUGGAAGCAGAAAUGGUUGAUAUUACGCAAGGAAGCCUUGGACUUUCACAAGACCGAAGGGGGCAAACUAUCCUAUCAAAUAGUUCUGAAGGAUGUCCUCGGUGUUUCGCGUGUCGAAGCGGCUGGCACGAUCUUCGAAAUCAAGAGAGCUCUUGGUGGCAGUUCUACAAAUCCGGGAGAGGACGAUGGUAUCUCGAAGACGUUACAAAUCAGAGUCAAAAGCGACGAGGAUUUGUAUGAAUGGAUAGACUUUGUUUAUGCGCGCUGUCCCGGAAUGGGGGGUGUCAGUAACCCCACCAACUUUAAUCAUUCUGUCCAUGUUGGAUUCGAUCCCCAGACUGGAGAAUUCGUAGGCCUUCCUCCAGAGUGGUCAAAACUCCUCAACUCUUCGGCCAUCACCAAAGAGGAUUAUGAACGCAACCCACAAGCCGUGUUCGAGGUUUUGGAGUUCUACUCCGACAUUACCAAGCGCAAUGACAACCCCCAACAAUUUUCAAGUCUAACGCCUACCCCACCAGUUUCAAGCAACCAGAAUAAGCAGUUAGGUUAUGGUAUGAGCGGUGGUGUAAAUGUAGCCCCCCCUCGACCGAUUCAAAACAAUCAACGAAACCCUAGUUAUGGAAAUCCUCCCACGUCAUCUUCACCAACGCCCCGACGACCAACUCCGCCAGAAAGCCAGCAGCAGCGCCAACAGAUGCAACAAAUGGCCUCCAAUUACGUUGAUCCUCAAACACGUGAGGACCAGCGUCAAAAGCAACUCGAGGCUCAGCGUCAACAGCGUGAGAGGGAGAUUGAGGAGCAAAACAGACGCGACAUGGAAGCUUAUAAUGCCUCUCUACCAAAGACUCGAGUUCCCAUGGCGCAGCAGGAAAUCGGAGGGGGUUACGGAGCAGCUCCCACUCAGGACAGGUAUAACCCAUCAAGAGCAGCACCCCCUGCGCCCCGCCAGCAAGCGCAAGCACCAUCCUCAUUGAGGACGCAAAGACAGGCUCCCUCAGCACCUACUCCUAGUAAUCAACCCCGGAUUCAGCCUUCUUCAAACCAGCAGAUCGCGGCUCAACGGGAUCAGAACGGAGGUACUCGUUCGCCGGCAAGAACAGAUCAACAGCGGCCUCAGCAACAAGAGCCGCGGUAUCAAAAUGGCCCAUCUCAACAGCAAGCCCAGGGUAGGCCACCACAGAGCCAGAACCAACCCCCAUCACGCCUUCCUGCUCCAGUACAGCAGGUUAAACCUCUCAAUGUCGCGAAGCCCUUGAACAAUGGCCAGUCGAGCGAUGCGGUAAAGGCAGCUGAGGCAGCUCUUACGGCUAAACCCCCUGCGGCAGAACGUCAGAAGGACGUGCGAAUGUCCACCAUGUCUGAGAGUGAAGUUAUGGCCAAGUUGAAGGAAGCAGUCUCGAAAGAUGACCCAAACAUGUCAUACUCGAAACAGAAGAAGAUCGGUCAGGGUGCAUCUGGCUCUGUUUACGUUGCUAAAGUGAAGGAAAAUCCUCUAUCCCCUAUCGCGCGAGAGGUAAUUCGACAGCAAGGAAGCAAAGCUCAGGUCGCUAUUAAACAGAUGGAUUUGGCUCAUCAGCCAAGGAAAGAACUAAUUGUCAAUGAGAUUAUGGUAAUGAAGGAUAGCAAGCACCGUAAUAUUGUUAAUUUCCUCGACGCUUUCCUGCGCAACAACUUUUCGGAACUGUGGGUUGUGAUGGAAUACAUGGAAGGUGGUGCUCUUACUGAUGUUAUUGACAACAACCCCACCAUCACUGAGGACCAAAUAUCGACCAUUUGUCUCGAGACAUGUCGUGGACUUGAGCAUCUGCAUCAACAGAGUAUCAUUCAUCGCGAUAUCAAGAGUGAUAACGUUCUUCUCGAUGCUCGUGGGAACGUAAAAAUUACCGAUUUUGGUUUCUGUGCCAAGCUGACCGAGUCAAAAUCGAAGCGUGCGACGAUGGUGGGAACUCCUUAUUGGAUGGCUCCUGAGGUUGUAAAGCAAAAGGAAUACGGACCCAAGGUCGAUAUCUGGUCAUUAGGUAUCAUGGCUAUCGAGAUGAUUGAGUCCGAGCCACCAUAUCUAAAUGAAGAGCCGCUGAAGGCCCUUUAUUUGAUUGCAACCAAUGGCACCCCCCGUUUGAAGAAGCCCGAGAAGCUUAGUAAGGAGCUAAAGGCGUUCUUGUCUGUCUGCCUUUGUGUGGAUAUCAGGAGUCGAGCUUCUGCUAACGAGCUCCUGCAACACGAUUUCCUCAAGCAUGGGUGUGCUUUGUCAAGUUUGGCAGAUCUGCUAGGCUUCCGAAAACACGCAAAAUAA
Messenger RNA from Glarea lozoyensis ATCC 20868, 2595 nucleotides. RefSeq names its product Protein kinase-like (PK-like). Lineage: Eukaryota; Fungi; Ascomycota; Leotiomycetes; Helotiales; Helotiaceae. Bases 1 to 2595 code for a protein of 864 amino acids. The record is from RefSeq and is a predicted model, not a curated record. Gene Ontology annotation, molecular function: protein serine/threonine kinase activity; ATP binding. The transcript is spliced from 4 exons. Gene Ontology annotation, biological process: protein phosphorylation; regulation of MAPK cascade; intracellular signal transduction. Gene Ontology annotation, cellular component: cytoplasm.